GGUACUGAACGGCUGAAGUGCCGCACUAAAUGUUUAAAAUAAGUUGUAAAUAGAGUGUGGGGUGGAAUGGGAACCCAAAAGAGCAGAAUAUUCAAAUGGAUGUCUUGGUUUGUCGUUAUUGCGGCGUUUUUCUUAAUUGGCUUCAUAAUAGGUUGGUUUGCCAGACCCCCACACACUGACCACGAUGCGGUGUCUCGCAGCUACCUGCAAGAAUUCCUGGAGGAAAUGCAAGCUGAGAACAUCAGGCAGUACCUGAGGAAAUUUACACGACUUCCUCACCUGGCCGGAACUGAACAGAACCUCCGCCUGGCACAGCAGAUCAGGGAUGAGUGGCUGCAGUUUGGGCUGGACUCGGUGGAGAUUGUGCCAUACGACGUUCUCCUGUCCUAUCCGAACAAGACCAACCCAAAUUACAUCUCCAUCAUUGAUGACAGGGGCAAUGAGGUCUUCAAUACUUCCCUAUCAGAACCUGUACCCGUGGGGUAUGAAAACAUCUCCAACAUUGUGCCUCCCUACAAUGCAUUUUCAGCCAAAGGUCAACCCGAGGGCGAUUUGGUGUACGUGAACUACGGGCGCACUGAGGACUUUUUCAAGCUGGAACGUGAAAUGGGAAUCAACUGUACAGGGAAAAUUGUCAUUGCGAGAUAUGGAAAAAUCUUCAGGGGCAACAAGGUGAAAAAUGCUGUCCUUUCAGGUGCAAAAGGCAUCAUCCUCUUCUCAGACCCAGCUGACUACUGUGCCCCAGGGGUGAAGGUGUACCCAGAUGGAUGGAACCUCCCAGGGGGAGGAGCUCAGCGCGGGAAUGUGCUGAACCUCAAUGGGGCGGGUGACCCCCUGACGCCUGGUUACCCCGCUAAAGAGUAUACCUAUAGAUACAGCAUUGAUGAGGGUGUUGGACUUCCAAAGAUUCCUGUGCAUCCCAUUGGCUAUAAUGAUGCUGUCAAUCUACUCAAAAAUAUGGGUGGAGAAAUUCCCCCCAACAAUUGGAAGGGGGAUCUCAAUGUGUCCUACAGGAUCGGGCCAGGAUUCAAAGCAGAAUUCAACACACAGAAGGUCAGGAUGAAUAUCCACACGAACAACCAGGUCACAAGGAUUUACAACGUCAUUGGCAAAAUUCGAGGGGCUGUGGAACCAGACAGGUACAUCAUCCUGGGGGGUCACAGGGACGCCUGGGUGUUUGGUGGGAUCGACCCUGUCUCAGGUGCAGCCGUUGUCCACGAGAGUGUGAGGAGCGCUGGGAAGCUCAUGGCCCGAGGUUGGAGACCUAGGAGGACCAUCAUCUUUGCUAGCUGGGAUGCAGAAGAAUUUGGGCUUCUGGGAUCCACAGAAUGGGCUGAGGAGAAUGCAAAACUGCUCCAAGAAAGAGGCGUAGCUUACAUCAAUGCUGAUUCUGCCAUAGAGGGUACUUACACCUUGAGAAUAGACUGUACACCAUCACUCCACACUUUAGUGUAUGAUGUCACUAAACAGAUCUCUAGUCCUGAGGAAGAGCAUGAAGGAAUAUCCCUCUAUGAGAGCUGGCACAAAAAAGACAACUGGACUGGGGAUCGAGACGCACCCAGGAUCAGCAAGCUCGGCUCAGGCAGCGACUUUGAAGCGUAUUUCAUAAGACUUGGAAUUGCCUCUGGGAGGGCAAGAUACACCAAGAACAGGAAAACUGAGAAGUACAGCAGUUACCCGGUGUACCACAGUGUGUACGAGACCUUUGAGCUGGUGGAGCGUUUCUAUGACCCCACCUUCAGGAAAUUGCUCGCAGUAGCCCGAGUAAGAGGGGGGCUUAUCUUUAAGCUGGCCGACUCCCAGCUCCUCCCACUGGACUGCAACGAGUAUGCCCUCUCCCUGAGCAAAUACGCGCACAGCAUCUUCCAGCUGGCUCAGAAGCACCAGGCUGACCUGUUCAAGUACCAAGUCUCCUUUGAUUCUCUUUUUUCUGCUGUGGAUAACUUCACAGCUGCUGCAAAGGACUUUCACGAACGUCUUAAGCACUUGGACAUGACUAAUUCUGUGGAGGUGCGAAUGGCAAAUGAUCAGAUGAUGUAUCUGGAAAGGGCUUUUGUGGAUCCCCUUGGAUUGCCAGGGAGACCUUUCUACAGGCAUAUUAUAUUUGCUCCAAGCAGCCAUAAUAAAUAUGCAGGGGAGUCUUUCCCAGGAAUCUAUGAUGCCAUGUUUGACAUUGAGAAUGCUAAAGAUCCCAUCUCAGCGUGGGAGGAGGUGAAAAGACAGAUCAGCAUUGCAGCGUUCACAGUUCACGCAGCAGCCAUGACUCUCACACCACCUGCAUGA
Molecule: messenger RNA, 2283 nt
Organism: Megalops cyprinoides (Indo-Pacific tarpon)
Lineage: Eukaryota; Metazoa; Chordata; Actinopteri; Elopiformes; Megalopidae
Gene: naalad2
Product: N-acetylated alpha-linked acidic dipeptidase 2
Exons: 19
Coding region: 67-2283 (738 amino acids)
Molecular function (GO): carboxypeptidase activity
Source: RefSeq, a predicted model, not a curated record